Molecule: messenger RNA, 1359 nt
Organism: Cryptococcus wingfieldii CBS 7118
Lineage: Eukaryota; Fungi; Basidiomycota; Tremellomycetes; Tremellales; Cryptococcaceae
Product: kelch repeat-containing protein
Exons: 5
Coding region: 1-1359 (452 amino acids)
Molecular function (GO): protein binding
Source: RefSeq, a predicted model, not a curated record
AUGGUCUACCAGGACACCCUCCUCUCCCACCGCCCACGCGAAUUCUCCCUUGCAGAACUGCCCUCCCUUCCAUCCGAGUCCGACCCCAGCAGCUCCCUCGCUCGCCGGAAAGAAAGCCUGAUUGGCAAGGCCGACCUGGCCACCAGCUCCAAUGCCACAACGCGCACGCUUCCUCCAGUCCCGAACGGCUCAGAGCCUCCCUCUGCCUCUCGCCCGCCAGAAAGCGGCACUAGCGGCUCAGAAGAGACUAUCACCAGACGGCGUCGCACUGGGACCCGCACAGAGCGUGAUCGCGUCGUCAUCCAGUCAUCAAAUGACUCCAAGGGCCACAAGUCUUCAUCAAGGGCUGCAAAGCCCCUAGAGCCGCAGCUCCCGUCUGCACCGGGGCUUCUUCGAGCUCCCGCGUCGUCAAUGUACUUCUCGUCGGUGCCGUUCUACGGCUCUCCGCCGAAUCAAGCUCUGAGAGCCCACACUGGUACCCUGGUUGGAGAGAGAAUAUGGAUCAUUGGGGGUGUUGAUCGACAAAACUGCUGGCGUGGGGUAGCGUGGUAUGACACCGAGAGCUACAUGUGGAGUACAAUAGAGACUGCUGGGGGCCAGUUUCCUCCUCUCCGUGCCCAUACAACUACGCUCGUUGGCGACAAGCUCUUCAUUUUUGGAGGCGGCGAUGGUCCCACAUACAGUAACGACAUCUGGAUUCUGGAUACGUCUACACACCGUUUCUCUCGACCUGUCUUUGAUCCCAACAUGUCGCUACCGCCGCCCAGGCGGGCACACACUACCGUCCUUUACCAACACUAUCUUGUUGUCUUUGGGGGCGGCAAUGGUCAGGCUGCACUCAAUGAUGUAUGGGCCCUCGACAUAUCCGAUCUCGACAACCUUGUGUGGCUAGAGUGGAAGACCAAGGGGGAUGUCCCUCAAAAAAAAGGCUAUCAUACAGCCAACCUGAUAGGAGACAAAAUGGUAGUCUUUGGUGGAAGUGAUGGUCAUGCUAGCUUUGCAGAUGUACAUGUGCUGAAUCUUCAGACAUGUGUCUGGACCUUGGUCAACACUGAUAUCAAGCACAACAGGCUAUCACAUACAUCAACCCAGGUCGGAUCCUAUCUUUUUGUCAUAGGAGGUCACAAUGGACAAGCAUAUGCCCAAGAUGUCUUGCUGUUCAACCUUGUCACACUCCAAUGGGAAACCAAAGUGCCCCGCGGUGCCUUUCCACCUGGCAGAGGCUACCAUGUUGCUCUGCUGCAUGAUGCAAGGAUUUUCAUCUCGGGUGGUUAUAAUGGAGAAACAGUCUUUGAUGAUUUUUGGAUACUAGACCUCAGUGCCAGUGCUUAUUUACCGCAGGUGGUGAACAACAUUUGA